Messenger RNA from Petromyzon marinus (sea lamprey), 1328 nucleotides. Lineage: Eukaryota; Metazoa; Chordata; Hyperoartia; Petromyzontiformes; Petromyzontidae. The record is from RefSeq and is a predicted model, not a curated record.
AUGCUGCCCUGCGAGUGGGCCCUCUCCCUGGCCAAGUGCCUCGCCCGCCGCAAGCCGGUGGACCGCGACGUGUCGGCGGGCCCGGCGCUGUCGCGGUGCCUGUCCACGGUGGACCUGGUGGCGCUGGGCGUGGGGAGCACCCUGGGGGCGGGCGUCUACGUCCUAGCGGGCGCCGUGGCCCGCCACGACGCCGGCCCCUCCAUCGUCCUCUCCUUCCUCGUCGCCGCUGUCGCCUCGGUCAUGGCCGGGCUCUGCUACGCCGAGUUCGGGGCGAGGGUGCCGCGGUCGGGGUCGGCGUACCUCUACAGCUACGUGACGGUAGGGGAACUGAUUGCCUUCAUUACCGGCUGGAAUCUCAUCCUCUCAUACGUCAUUGGCGCGUCGAGCGUGGCGCGGGCCUGGACCGCGGCGGUGGACGGCAUGACGGAGGGCGACAUUGUGAAGUCGUUCUUCCUGCGCCAUGUCGCCUUCAACCACCCGUGGCUGGCGGAUUACCCAGACUUCCUCGCAGCCGCCCUCAUCAUGCUGCUCACCGGCGUGCUGGCGUUUGGGGUGAAGGAGUCUGCGUUCAUCAACAAAGUGUUCACAGGGGUGAACGUGGCCGUGCUCACGUUCGUCAUCAUCUCUGGCUUCGUCAAGGGAGACACCCACAACUGGGCCCUGACCCACGAAGACUACCUCAACCACACGCGGCACAGGGCAAACUCCUCCGUGGGUGAGUUUGGUGCGGGAGGCUUCGUGCCGUUUGGGGUGUCGGGGACUCUGGCCGGUGCUGCCACCUGCUUCUAUGCCUUCGUCGGCUUCGACUGCAUCGCCACCACCGGCGAGGAGGUGAGGAACCCCCAGCGUGCCAUCCCCGUGGGUAUUGUGGUGUCUCUGCUUGUCUGCUUCCUGGCCUACUUUGGCGUGGCUGCCGCCAUCACACUCAUGAUGCCCUACUACCUGCUGCACCGCGACUCCUCGCUGCCCGUCGCCUUCGAGCACGUGGGCUGGGGCAGGGCACGCUACCCCGUGGCUGUGGGGUCGCUCUGCGCACUCUCCACUAGCUUGCUGGGAUCCAUGUUCCCCAUGCCGCGGGUCAUCUACGCCAUGGCACAGGACGGCCUCCUGUUCCGCUUCCUGGGGACGGUGAACGAGCGAACGAAGACGCCGCUGGUGGCAACAGUCGUGUCUGGGGCCGUGGCCGCGGUGAUGUCGCUGCUCUUCAACCUCAAGGACCUGGUGGACAUGAUGUCCAUCGGCACGCUGCUAGCCUACUCACUCGUAGCAGCCUGUGUGCUCAUCCUGCGGUGAACAACAACAACAACAACAAGACUAACAACAAGACU